Messenger RNA from Microsporum canis CBS 113480, 3930 nucleotides. Its product is annotated as DRK1 histidine kinase. The record is from RefSeq and is a predicted model, not a curated record. Gene Ontology annotation, biological process: phosphorylation; phosphorelay signal transduction system; cellular hyperosmotic response. The transcript has 2 exons. Gene Ontology annotation, molecular function: phosphorelay sensor kinase activity. Gene Ontology annotation, cellular component: membrane. Lineage: Eukaryota; Fungi; Ascomycota; Eurotiomycetes; Onygenales; Arthrodermataceae. Bases 1 to 3930 code for a protein of 1309 amino acids.
AUGGCUCCUGACGAGGAGACGUUGUUGGCGGCUGCUGCUCUGCUACAGAGCCUGGCAAAGGAUACACCGCUGCCUGCUUCGUUCCCUUUCAACGGCCACAAGUACAACCAACCACCGACGAACGGCUGUGAUGUCGCCAAAAUCAAGCUUCCUGGCUUGGAGAGUGAUGGGAAGGCUGCUCUGGAACGAGAGAUAGCCGCCCUAAUCGGCAGACCGCCGUCACGACAUACUCGUGCGUCGAACCUGAAGAACAUCAAUAGCGAACCUGAUAACGACCAAGACACGGAUUCAAAGACUGUCUGCGAAGAUGACUCUACCGAUGAGGACGAUGACAUUGUGGAAGUUAAAAAUCCCUAUGAAGACGACAUAACUUACCUGCGCAAUCGCGUUCAACUACAGGCCGACGAGAUCAAACUGCAAAAGGAGAUAAUCACCCGUGUGCGUGAUGAGUUACGGUUACAGGAAGAACGCACCAAGAACGCCCUGGUCAAGGUGGAAACCGAAGAUGUUGGCCUUCUCGAACGUGAACUUCGGAAGCAUCAACAGGCAAAUGAGGCUUUCCAGAAAGCUCUUAGGGAAAUCGGAGGUAUCAUCACCCAGGUCGCUAACGGUGAUCUGUCCAUGAAAGUACAGAUACACCCCCUAGAGAUGGACCCCGAAAUUACUACAUUCAAACGCACCAUCAACACCAUGAUGGACCAACUCCAGGUAUUCGGAAGUGAAGUGUCCAGGGUUGCCAGAGAAGUCGGAACCGAAGGCAUUCUUGGUGGCCAGGCCCAAAUCACCGGUGUCAACGGUAUCUGGAAAGAGUUGACAGAAAACGUCAAUAUCAUGGCUAGCAACCUCACCGAUCAGGUCCGGGAAAUUGCAACUGUCACCACUGCCGUCGCACAUGGUGACCUAAGCCAAAAGAUUGAACGCCGCGCAAAGGGAGAGAUCCUCGAGCUCCAACAGACCAUCAAUACUAUGGUUGACCAACUUCGCACAUUCGCAACAGAAGUCACUCGAGUCGCCCGUGACGUCGGAACCGAGGGAGUCUUGGGUGGUCAGGCACAGAUUGAGGGGGUAAAGGGCAUGUGGAACGAAUUAACUGUCAAUGUCAAUGCCAUGGCUGAGAACCUCACUACCCAGGUCCGUGAUAUCGCUAUGGUUACCACGGCCGUAGCCAAAGGUGACCUCACCCAAAAAGUGCAAGCCAACUGCAAGGGUGAAAUCCUGGCCCUGAAGACCAUUAUAAAUUCCAUGGUUGACCAACUCAAACAAUUCGCCCAAGAAGUCACGAAGAUUGCCAAAGAGGUCGGCACAGAUGGAAUGCUUGGUGGCCAGGCUACCGUUCAUGAUGUUGAAGGAACCUGGAAGGAUCUGACAGAGAAUGUCAACGGCAUGGCUAUGAAUCUUACAACUCAAGUCAGAGAAAUUGCAGAUGUCACCACUGCUGUUGCAAAGGGCGAUCUUACGAAGAAGGUCACGGCUGAAGUUAAGGGAGAAAUUCUGGAUUUGAAGAAUACCAUCAACAGUAUGGUGGAUCGUUUGAACACCUUCGCCUUUGAAGUCAGCAAGGUUGCUCGAGAGGUAGGAACAGAUGGAACUCUUGGAGGUCAAGCCAAGGUGGACAACGUUGAAGGAAAGUGGAAAGACCUAACCGAUAAUGUCAACACCAUGGCCCAAAACCUCACUGUCCAAGUGCGAGCUAUUUCCAACGUCACCCAGGCCAUCGCCAAAGGAAACAUGAACAAGAAAAUUGAUGUUCAUGCACAAGGUGAAAUACUGACUUUGAAAGAUACCAUAAACAACAUGGUUGACCGACUUGCCAACUUUGCUCAUGAACUGAAGAGGGUUGCCCGUGAUGUCGGUGUCGACGGAAAGAUGGGAGGUCAAGCCAACGUGGAAGGUAUUUCUGGAAGAUGGAAAGAAAUUACGGAGGACGUCAACACCAUGGCAGAUAACCUUACCUCUCAAGUGCGUGCCUUCGGAGAAAUCACGGAUGCAGCCACUGAUGGUGAUUUCACAAAACUCAUUACAGUCGAGGCCUCUGGUGAGAUGGACGAACUGAAAAAGAAGAUCAAUAAAAUGGUGUCAAGCCUCAGAGACAGCAUUCAGCGAAACACAGCUGCUCGAGAAGCUGCCGAGUUGGCCAACCGUACCAAGUCAGAGUUCUUAGCCAACAUGAGUCACGAAAUCCGAACGCCAAUGAAUGGUAUCAUUGGUAUGACCCAGCUCACCCUUGAUACGGACGACCUAAAGCCGUAUCCACGUGAAAUGUUGAAUGUGGUACACAGUUUGGCCAACAGUCUCUUAACCAUCAUUGAUGACAUACUCGACAUUUCGAAGAUCGAGGCCAACAGGAUGGUCAUCGAGAGUAUUCCAUUUACUAUGAGGGGCACAGUUUUCAACGCCUUGAAAACGCUUGCUGUGAAAGCUAAUGAAAAGUUCCUCAAUCUGACUUACCAAGUCGACAGCUCUGUGCCUGACUAUGUCAUUGGGGACCCUUUCCGUCUGCGCCAAAUCAUCUUAAACUUGGUUGGAAAUGCAAUCAAGUUCACUGAACAUGGUGAAGUUACUCUUGAGAUCAAGAAACAUGUACCCCCACCGCCCGCUGAAGGUGAGCCUGAGCGUGAGGUCUGCGCUGAGGAUGAGUACGCAUAUGAGUUCUCUGUUCAAGAUACAGGUAUUGGUAUUGCAAAAGAUAAGUUGGAUAUGAUUUUUGAUACCUUCCAGCAAGCCGAUGGUUCUACUACUCGCAAGUUUGGUGGUACUGGCUUGGGUUUGUCCAUCUCUAAACGUUUAGUCAACUUGAUGGGUGGCGAUGUCUGGGUCACUUCUGAAUACGGCCGUGGCAGUACCUUCCACUUCACCUGCGUUGUUAAGAAGGCAGAUCAAUCUCUAAACGUCAUUGCCUCAUCUUUAAUGCCGUACAAGGGCCACUCAGUCUUGUUCAUCGAUAAGGGAUUCACCGGAGACUAUGCAGAAAAUAUUAUUGGCAUGCUGAGAGCUCUUGAUUUAGUUCCAAUUGUUGUCCACAAUGAGAACAAUGUACCUCCACCAGAAAUCAAAGAUGAAGAAGGGAAAGAGGCCGGCCAUGCUUACGAUGUCAUCAUUGUCGACAUGAUCGAAACGGCACGAACUCUGCGAACAUUCGAUGAAUUCAAGUACAUUCCCAUUGUGCUCCUAUGCCCAGUCGUUUCUGUCAGCUUGAAAUCAGCCCUUGAUCUUGGAAUCACGUCUUACAUGACAACUCCAUGCCAACCGAUCGAUCUUGGCAACGGCAUGCUCCCCGCACUUGAGGGUCGUUCUACACCCCUAACCUCUGACGACUCUCGAUCAUUUGACAUCCUUCUGGCCGAAGAUAAUGACGUUAAUCAAAAGGUUGCGGUUAAAAUACUAGAGAAAUGCAAUCACGGCGUCACCGUUGUCGGCAACGGUCUUCAGGCUCUUGAGACUAUCAAGAAGCGCCGAUUCGAUGUUAUUCUUAUGGAUGUCCAGAUGCCAAUUAUGGGUGGUUUUGAAGCAACUGGUGAAAUUCGUGCAUAUGAGAAGCGCCACGGCCUUACCCGGACGCCCAUCAUCGCCUUGACUGCACACGCUAUGUUGGGAGAUCGCGAGAAAUGCAUCCAAGCCCAAAUGGACGAAUAUUUAUCUAAGCCGCUUAAGCAAACGCAGAUGAUGCAGACGAUUCUCAAAUGUACUACCCUCGGAGGACCACUCCUUGAGAAGAGCAAUAACGACUCAAGACUUGGCAUAAACACGCAGAUGCAUGGUAGAAAUCGCAUGCACUCUUCUGAUUACCGCGACAGACGCCCACGUAUAGACCGGCGCCUUGAGCCACGAACCUAUGGAGGUGCAGAAGGGCCGACCAGCUCAACACCCGAAGCCAAGAAGACUACUACCAAUGAUGAGACUAAGGAGGAGGAACCUGUGAGUUUCCCAUGA